Molecule: messenger RNA, 852 nt
Organism: Coccidioides posadasii C735 delta SOWgp
Lineage: Eukaryota; Fungi; Ascomycota; Eurotiomycetes; Onygenales; Onygenaceae
Biological process (GO): protein depalmitoylation
Cellular component (GO): cytoplasm
Molecular function (GO): palmitoyl-(protein) hydrolase activity; carboxylic ester hydrolase activity
Source: RefSeq, a predicted model, not a curated record
AUGGAAGCCGAAAACACGACAUUCCCCGACCUGCAUAUUGUUGAGCCCCAAGCUCCACACACGCAUACUGCUAUCUUCCUGCACGGCCGGGGGAGUAAUGGACCGGAGGUCACUGAAGACCUUUUCUCCUCUAAAACAUCUGGAGGGCAGGAUCUUCCAUCCCUGUUUCCUAGCUGGCGAUGGGUCUUUCCAUCCUCCGGUAGUCGCUGGAACGCUACCUUUAUGGAACAUCAAUCCGCAUGGUUUGACAUAGCUUCAUUGGCCGAUACCAAUAGGCGACAGGAUCUUCAAAUACAAGGCUUGAAAGAAUCUAGCCAAUAUGUCCUAGGCGUUAUUGAGCGGGAAAUCGAGUUGUUAGGCGGCAGGUCGGACAAUAUUAUCUUUGGUGGGUUGAGCCAGGGAAUGGCUACCGCAUUGUGGACGCUACUUUGUUCCCCCGGGCGCGUCAAGGGAAGGAUUGGCGCAUUCGUAGGAUGUUGCGGGUGGAUACCUUUCACUCUGCAUAUCGACCAGGCAAUUCAGCUUUAUCGAUCGAAGUAUGCCUCUGAGCUCGGGACAUCCAUGUGCCUAAUAAUGCCUGCCUUUCUCCUUGGAACAACGGGGUGCCCUCCAUUCGACUCAAAGCCCGAGGAGGUAAAGGCUGUGCUGUCUACGCCUGUACUAUUGCUCCACGGGACCGACGAUGCUGUUGUGGAUAUUUCUCUGGGACAACAGGCGUGUCAGCUUUUAAAGGAGAUGGGGAUGGAUGUGAAAUUUUACGAAUAUUCCAGGGCUGAAAAUGAAGGACACUGGAUUAAAGAGCCUGAUGGCUUUGACCAAAUUGCUGCUUUUUUGGAAAGUAAGACAAGCUAA